Messenger RNA from Lingula anatina, 1424 nucleotides. RefSeq names its product core alpha-(1,3)-fucosyltransferase-like. Gene Ontology annotation, cellular component: membrane. Lineage: Eukaryota; Metazoa; Brachiopoda; Lingulata; Lingulida; Lingulidae. The record is from RefSeq and is a predicted model, not a curated record. Gene Ontology annotation, molecular function: fucosyltransferase activity.
UUGAAGAAAUCAGGCUGAAGAGAGCCGGGGGGAGGGGGGUGGUAUGCAUAUUAUGUAAUAAGUUUUAAACUUGGGUGGUGACUCGCCUUCGUUGAAGGGCAGAAGUUCAAAAUGCUUUCUUUAUCGCGCCUUGUCAAACGUGCCCUGAUCCUAAUACCGCUUGGCUUCGUCAUCUUGAUAUUUCUAUGGAGUCACGGGAGUAAAGAAAACGGUGCAGUUUUAAAACGGGAAAAUGUCAGACACAGUGAACCAGUUGAUACAGUGAACAGUAUCUCAGAUUUAUCGAGGCGUCCAAACAGGCAAAAGACUGGUUUCCACUCCCCGGCCCAGAUAGCCAUCCAUCCAGAAACCCUUCCACAGAAACACGAUGAACUAACACUGUCAAAACUAAAGAACAAAACGCUGUUAUUCUGGGACUGGAAUUGGAAUCCUCUUGAAUCAAAGUUCUACGACUUAAUGGAGGUGAGGCAUUGUCCAGUGAAAGCGUGCAAACUUACAAAAGACCGGAGUUUGGUGAAACAAGCAGACGUGGUAUUUUUUCUAAAUGGGCAAUCCACCCCAAAGACAGGUCCAACGUACCGUCACCCUAGCCAGCGGUGGGUUUGGGUGGAGGGGGAGAGCCCCUGCCACUCCCGGCGGCUUGACAAAUCAUGGGAUGGACUCUUCAACUGGACGAUGGUUUACCGCGCAGAUGCAGACGUCUUGUUACCGUACACAGAGAUAGCCAAGAGAGACACUCCUAUCAAAAAAGAUUACCUUAGUGUUACUAAAUCGAAAAGGAAACUGGUCGCAUGGAUGGUGUCCAACUGCAAAACACCUUCACGCCGCAUGGACUUUGUAAAAGAACUCCAGAAAUACAUAGAAGUGGAUAUAUAUGGAGCGUGUGGUCCCCUGAAAUGUCAACGGUCUGGUAGUUGGGGGUGGGAUACCACGUGUUUGGACCUCUUAGCGAGAGACUACAAAUUUUAUCUAGCGUUCGAAAAUAGCAUAUCUCUAGAUUACGUGACCGAAAAGUUUUAUAAAACCGUGAACAUAGAUAUUGUAGCCGUUACUCGCGGGAAUACAGACUACACUCGAGCAGGAAUCCGUCCUGAAUGGCAUAUCAACACCGAUGACUUCAACUCACCUAAAGAAUUAGCUGAAUAUUUACACAUGCUUGAUAAGAAUCCAGAAAAAUACGUCAAAUAUCUUGAGUGGAAGAACGAGUAUCGUCAGCUUCCAGACCGUGCUUUCUGUCACCUCUGUGAACGCCUGCACUUUCAAAAGGAGCCGCCCAAAUCUUACAGCUGGGAUGAAUUAAAUGCAUUUUUCUGGAAAGACCAUUGUCUCCCUCCAACAGAUAUAUAACACACGGAGAGCGAUCAAAUAAUUAACAAACCUUUCCACGCGUCACUUGGGUGCUUAUAUUACGCAAACUGAUUUUC